GAGUGAAUCUGGUCUUCAGCAUUCGAGUCUUGAUUUUGAAGGGAAAGUGGGACUCUGUAAGGCACUGAUUCUGCGAAACAUAUGAUUUUCAGGCAUUAGAAGCCUGUCAAUGAAAUCCCCGGACAGUGUUGCUCAGGGUCAAGGUCAACUUUUUUUCGCCUCAUACUCCGAUGGCGAGAAGUUCCUUCUUUCUCCUGUUUGCGGCAUGUUGCUGCGUAGUUUGGGAUGCGAACGUUCCCCUAGGCAUGUCCGUGGAACUCAAAGAGGGUGAGGCACCUCAGUGGGCGCAAACCCAGGCCACGCAUUCAGAAGCGCACAAGGCCCAAAGGCACAGCAGGCCACCACAGGUGUUGGAGUACAUAGUCCCCCAGCAAGUCUUCCAAGGAGGCUUCCGUCGGUUCAAUGCGAGCCCGACACAUGGAGAAAAAAUUCGAAUUGUUGACCAGUCAGGUAAAAUGCGACUUGAACCAUCCGCUUCGGCCGAUGACUUCACGCUCGACAGAGUUUUUCCCGUGGAAGGACACCUGUGCAACCUCGAGAAGACUGUUAGCUUAAACGCUCUCUUUCAGCGGUACACACAAAAGGAGAGAAAGUUCUGGAAGGAGAAAACUUUGCAUGGACAUAAGGUCUACGAAAUGACCUUACCCGUAUUCGAUCCUAGAAAAUGUUCUCCUCAGGUGCAUGAGCCAGCAGUCGAGUUCUGUGUCCUCUUCACCCCUGGACUCCCUGACAUGCUCGAAAAAGCAAAACGAUUAGGAUUUGCUCCGACGGCUCUUCCAGAUAGCCUUCUUGUUCGGAUUUUGUGGACUGCCGUGUAGCCGAUUUCUGAUACUGUCACGUCAUACACACGAAGCGCCACAUUCAUCCUCAGUGGAGGGUUACAGUUGAUCUUUAAUUCUGGCUGUGGCUGACAGUCAGUCCCCCGCGGUUCUCAGUGGAAAAAGUGCAUUGGUGAUAAUGAACCUGUGCUCUUUGACUUGUGUUUUGGGGAAAUCUGAACGCCGGCAACUUUUCACCUAAUUGCUCCCAAAAUCAAAAUUCCCCGCCAGAUAGUGUACAAAAGGGAGCUCCAGUGACGGGAGGGGAUCUCGCCUGUGUCGGGUUAUGCCGCGGGGCGGACUGUUGCCUUGCUCAUGCGAUGGAGUGACGACGAUUCGACUAGGACGUUGUUGUCACUACAUCUGCGUCAUCAGACUGUUAGGAAAGCAAGGAGGUGGAACUGGUCGGCCCUGUCUCUAGCCGAUGUUUCAUUGUUCGUGUAGUGCUGGUUAUUCUUUCAAGACAGUGCACUCCUGGGUUACCAUCGACAAUCCUCG
Molecule: messenger RNA, 1316 nt
Organism: Toxoplasma gondii ME49
Lineage: Eukaryota; Apicomplexa; Conoidasida; Eucoccidiorida; Sarcocystidae
Exons: 1
Coding region: 171-818 (215 amino acids)
Source: RefSeq, a predicted model, not a curated record